Betta splendens (Siamese fighting fish) is the source of this 2670-nucleotide messenger RNA. It is a transcript of the gene slc13a1, whose product is annotated as solute carrier family 13 member 1. Gene Ontology annotation, cellular component: membrane. Lineage: Eukaryota; Metazoa; Chordata; Actinopteri; Anabantiformes; Osphronemidae. The record is from RefSeq and is a predicted model, not a curated record. Gene Ontology annotation, biological process: monoatomic anion transmembrane transport. The transcript is spliced from 16 exons. Gene Ontology annotation, molecular function: sodium:sulfate symporter activity. Bases 366 to 2126 code for a protein of 586 amino acids.
AGGUACCUUAAGACAAGAAGUUAAAGGGUACCAGAGAUUCUGGGAAUGCCAUCAAGAAGUACAUAUUCGCUUUUUCCGUUUCUGCGAAGAUCUUCCUUCAUGUGACGUCUAAGGAGCGGUGAAGCCCAUUAAAAGAGCUUUUAAUGCAGCAAUGUUUGUAGAUGCUUUCACAUCCCCAGCGAGCCUGAGGGGUCAGCAAGGCAGUGAGUUCAGUUCCACAGACGGAGUUCAACCUGACGCACUCUUCCACCUGCUGCUGCCUAAACCUGUCAGUCAACACUCAGCCGGGGGAUUCGUUCAGGUUCCAGCGGGAAGGAGUAAAAGAAGGCAACAAGAAAAACAAAAGGCAGCAUAAAGGAAAGAAAAUGCUAAAGAAACUGAGCAAAGGACUAUGGAACUAUCACACCGUUGGCCUGGUCAUCUUCAUCCCUCUGCUGCUGCUUCCUCUUCCUCUUGUCAUUGGGACUCUGGAGGCAAAAUGUGCCUUUGUGCUGCUGCUGAUGGCGAUGUACUGGGUAACAGAGGUGAUUCCUCUGUCCAUGACCGCCAUGCUGCCAGCCAUCCUCUUUCCCAUGUUCGGCAUCAUGAAGUCCUCAAGCGUGGCGAAGGAGUACUUUAAAGACUUUCACAUUUUGCUGGUGGGCAUCAUCUGUCUUGCAACAUCUAUAGAGAAGUGGGGUCUCCACCGCCGAAUCGCCCUAAGACUUGUCACCAUGGUGGGAGUCAACCCAGCAUGGUUGAUUUUGGGCUUCAUGUCCGGCUGUGCCUUCCUCUCUAUGUGGGUCCAAAACACAUCGGCUGUUGCGAUGGUGAUGCCAAUUGUGGAGGCUGUUCUCCAGCAGAUCCUGAAGGCCAAGGAGGAGUAUUCUGGAGAGGACAACCCCAACUUGCAGCUAGAUGAAGACGACUGCCAUGCUGAAAAAAACAAAGAAGCUAUGAGUAACGAGAAGAAUCCAGAUGGUCCUGAAGAAUCCUACACGUGCGUUCAGAUCCAGACAGUGUCACAGCCAGUUCAGAGUGCAGGGUGCAUGCCUGCAGCUCCCAGCAGGUGUAAGCGGGACUUGAUGAUGUGCAAAGCCAUGUGCAUCGGCAUUGCCUACUCUUCCAGCAUCGGCGGCAUCACCACUCUGCCAGGAACAUCACCCAACCUCAUUUUCUCCGAGUAUCUGCACCAGAUGUACCCAAACUGUGACAGCAUUAACUUCGGGAACUGGCUCCUGCUGUGCCUCCCCAUCAGCAUUAUCAUGCUGCUGCUGACAUGGAUAUGGUUGUACUGGCUGUUUAUUGGUUCAGACUUCAGCUUCCUGUGCCGCCGGGGAGGAGAGCAUACUGAGAAAGAGAAGGCAGCGAAGAAAGUCUUGGAUGAGGAGUACAAAUCGCUGGGACCCAUGAGUUCUCAGGAGAUCUUCACUGCAGUUGUCUUCGUGGUGAUGGUGUUGUUGUGGUUGACCAGAGCUCCAGGUUUCGUCCCGGGCUGGGCUUCUCUCUUCCCUCAGCCGUCUGGCUACAUCACUGAUGCCACUGUGGCUCUGCUGCUGGGUUUCCUCUUCUUCAUGGUACCUGCCUACGGACCCUCCAGAAAAUAUGAGGCCAUGAUUUCCUGGACAGACUUCCAGGCCUCGAUGCCGUGGAAAGUUGCACUUCUCGUUGGUGGAGGUUUUGCUCUGGCUGAAGGCACAAAGGAAUCAGGCCUGUCUCUGUGGGUGGCCGAGCUGCUGACACCGCUGGGGGAGCUGCCAGUUUUGGCCACGAUUAGCAUUGCCUGCAUUAUUGUCACCACGGUAACGGAGGUAGCCAGCAAUGCCGCCACCAUCACCAUCUUCCUCCCCAUCCUGUCUCCUCUGGCGGAGGCCAUCCAUGUGAACCCGCUGUUCGUGCUGAUCCCCACCACACUGUGCACAUCCUUCUCCUUCCUGCUGCCUGUUUCCAACCCCCCCAAUGCUGUUGUCUUUAGCUAUGGACACAUUACCAUCAUGGACAUGGUGAAGGCGGGGCUUGGUGUUAACCUGAUUGGUGUCCUUGCCGUUCUGUUGGCUGUGGCGACGUGGGGGGUCCCACUCUUCUCUCUAGAUGCGUAUCCUCACUGGGCACCGGUCCUCCCUGUGUUCAACUCUACAGCCCCUUGAUCGUCUCUAGGGCGUCAUUUUCAAUAGGAUAAGGCUUCUAGAUGCACAGAAGCAUAUGAAUAGGUUCAAUUGUACAGGUUAGGGUAAAUAUGUUCAGCUCUUUACCAUAGUAGCCAGCAUGUUUUAAUACCAACUAGUCCAAAUGAACCUGGUUGAAUAUAGCAUCUGUGCCACAGAGCUCCUCUGUUGUCCCAAAGCUAUUUCACUAUCAAUUUGACAUGUUGCCCUGUUACAACAAAAACAUACCAGCUGUAGUUUAGAUAUGAUUCAACUCCACAUUCACCAUUCUGCUGGGCAAAGUAGCAAAUGUGCAUUAAUCCUCCCCUGAACAUUGUCCUCAGGAGAAGCACAAUUUCCUCUGUUUGAGUAACACUGGAAAAACCUAAAGCUACCAGAUGGCUUAAGAAACUUCUGUGCCCUGUUUUCUGUGGGUCUGUGAAGCAUUAGUUAAAGAUUUACACCGUCACCAGGAAGCAACAGCCGCAUUCUAGUUUUAAGGGUUUUGUGUGGGAUUUGUUUACAGUAAUAAAAACACAGGCUUUCA